CAUGUCCUACCCGCAGUUUGGAUACCCCUAUUCCUCCGCUCCCCAGUUCCUGAUGACCACCAACUCCUUGAGCACGUGCUGCGAGUCCGGUGGCCGCACACUGGCUGACUCCGGGCCUGCAGCCUCGGCCCAGGCACCCGUCUACUGCCCUGUCUACGAGAGCCGGCUGCUGGCAACUGCGCGCCACGAGCUCAAUUCAGCCGCCGCCCUCGGUGUCUACGGUAGCCCCUAUGGCAGCUCGCAGGGUUAUGGCAACUACGUGACCUAUGGCUCUGAAGCUUCUGCUUUCUACUCUCUGAACAGCUUUGAGUCCAAGGAUGGUACGGGAUCUUCACACGCUGGCCUAGCACCUGCUACAGCUGCAGCCUACUACCCUUAUGAGCCAGCUCUGGGCCAGUACCCAUAUGACAGGUACGGGACCGUGGACAGCGGCACGCGGCGCAAGAAUGCCACCCGGGAGACUACCAGCACGCUGAAAGCCUGGCUGCAGGAGCACCGCAAGAACCCGUACCCCACCAAGGGAGAGAAGAUCAUGCUGGCCAUCAUCACCAAGAUGACCCUCACGCAGGUCUCCACCUGGUUCGCCAAUGCGCGCCGCCGCCUCAAGAAGGAAAACAAGAUGACCUGGCCACCUCGAAAUAAGUGCGCAGAUGAGAAGAGGCCCUAUGGGGAGGGAGAGGAGGAGGAGGCUGGGGAAGAAGAGUCCCGGGAAGAGCCUCUCAAGAACGCCAAAAGCGAAGGUCCCGUUGGCAAAGACGACAAGGAGCUAGAACUCAGUGACCUGGAAGACUUUGACCCUCUAGAUGCAGAGACCUCAGAGUGCCAUCUGAAGACGCCCUUUCAGCCCCUGGACAGCGGGCCAGAGAGGAUUCCUGCUUCAUCCGAAGGCCCCGGCACAGGCAAGGAGGCCUCAGCCACACUCCGGAUGCCCCUGGGCACCGCAGCCAUGGAUGAGGACCUGGAGAGGGCCCGGAACUGCCUCCGGAGCACGGUGGUUGCGCCAGACUCUGGUGCAGAGGGUGGACCACAGACCUGCGAAGCCAAACUGAGCUUUGCUCCAGCGGGGGCGCCGCCUAGCCUCGAGACUAAGCCUCGCAUCUGGUCCUUGGCGCACACAGCCACCGCUGCGGCUGCCACAGCGUUGAGCCAGACUGAGUUUCCCUCUUGCAUGCUGAAACGUCAAGGUCCGGCAGGAGCAUCUGUGGCGCAGCCGGCUUCCUCGCCUGCAGUCCCAGCCCCUUCUGGGGCCCUGGAUAGGCACCAGGACUCGCCAGUAACUAGUCUCAGAAACUGGGUGGAUGGGGUAUUUCACGACCCCAUCCUUAGGCACAGCACUUUGAAUCAGGCCUGGGCCACCGCUAAGGGCGCACUUCUAGAUCCUGGCCCUCUAGGACGCUCUCUGGGGGCGGGCACCAAUGUACUGGCUACGCCCCUGGCUUGCUCCUUCCCGCCCACGGUUGCCCAAGACGUCCCAUCUGCGGGGGCCUCCCGGGAGCUGCUGGCUACACCCAAGGCCAGUGGCAAACCCUUCUGCACUUAACACCCACCUACACAGGUGGAGAAGGGAACUGGCGCUGACAAGGUGGUUUGCAGGUGCUGACUCUGGACUAUUUUUUAAUGGGUUUCCAAAAGAAGUAGGGCCUUUCCAACCCAAGAAUGCCAACACCCCUGAGACAGAGCAUCUGAACUCAGGCAGCAGGGCUAUGGAGGAACACCCUUGCAUUCUACUCCCAAGCUUCACCCGAUUUUGCGUCCACCUGAGCCAUCCCUGAACUCCAAAAGAACAAGGGAGCACUCUCACAGCAGAGGGGAGCCCGCUGAAGCAUAAAGUUUACUCUCAAAGUUUACAUGGCGAAAGCAUUUGGGUUCUGAGUCUCGUUUUGUGUCACUGUCACCUUCUGGAUUUGAGGCAUGCUGGUGUUCGUUAAGAAGACUCUUGAGCCUGCUUUUCUUCAGACUUCAUUCUCAGCACAUAGAGCUCGCCAGCGCCAGCACUCCCACCGAGUUCACACUAUUGCACACUCUUGACUCGUCAAAAUUAUGUUUUCUAAAAAUGUAUGCUCACACCAGUGGUUGCCUAUUUCUUCGGAGAGAGGCUAAUACAACAAAAACUAAUAAAUCCUUGUGUUUGCAUUGCAGAAGGAACACAUUUCACAGCUGGGAGUCUAUGGGUAUGGCUGGAAGCAGUGAUGCUGACCCCUCCCAGGAGAAGGAAGGAGGGGUGGGCUGACCCAGACUCCGCCCCAAUAAAAUAGUUGCCAAUCCAAG
Messenger RNA from Acomys russatus (golden spiny mouse), 2268 nucleotides. RefSeq names its product iroquois homeobox 4 (gene Irx4). Lineage: Eukaryota; Metazoa; Chordata; Mammalia; Rodentia; Muridae. The record is from RefSeq and is a predicted model, not a curated record. The transcript is spliced from 5 exons. The coding region runs from base 2 to 1540 and encodes 512 amino acids. Gene Ontology annotation, molecular function: RNA polymerase II cis-regulatory region sequence-specific DNA binding; DNA-binding transcription factor activity, RNA polymerase II-specific. Gene Ontology annotation, biological process: neuron differentiation; cell development; regulation of transcription by RNA polymerase II. Gene Ontology annotation, cellular component: nucleus.